This is a messenger RNA of Anopheles funestus (African malaria mosquito), 3901 nucleotides long. RefSeq lists its product as uncharacterized. The transcript has 7 exons. The coding region runs from base 1247 to 3274 and encodes 675 amino acids. Lineage: Eukaryota; Metazoa; Arthropoda; Insecta; Diptera; Culicidae. The record is from RefSeq and is a predicted model, not a curated record.
UUGCAAAAUCUGUUUCAGCGUUUCUCAAGCUGUAAUUCUGGUACAAUUCAUCGCUAGCGAAACUAUAGGAACGUUUUGCCUAAAACGACUGGUUUUAAUAGGAAUUGUGGCUUCUUGAUGGGUAAAAACGGACGGCAAAAAGAAGGAAGAGAAAAAAAACAUCGUUAGUAAAACUCAUCUCACCACGGAAUGAGAUGCGCGAGUCGUAAUGAUUAUAUGAUGCGUACAGCCACGGUAAGCAGCAGCAGUAGGGACGGUUCUACUGCGUUAUCACCCACCACCGCUCCCGUAAUAAAUGCGUUUCAUUAUUCUGGUUACGUUUUUAUGGUCGCGAAAACGAGGCAACAAAAUCUUCUCCACUCGGAAAAUACUACCGCCAGGCGACAUUAACUACGAGGUACGGGGGUUGUUAGUUUUAUUUUUACGACACUACGAAAAUAGACACCGUGUUCCGGCCGUUUUACCCCGCUUGGUGAUGAUUUUUCAUGAAAACACUCAAAAAUUUGUUGCUUGUGAAUUACGGGAACGGAAAAUGCCAGCGAAGUAAAGAGUUGUGUACAAAAGCGCCCAUUUUGUGGAGCAAACUAAUAUUACCGCGCUGUGAACUAACGCUACUUAAAUCUUUUUAUAACGCCUCUCACUCAUCCAAGAUAGCUUUGAUAUCGUUACCUCAUCAACGUAACGCUUCUCUCGUGUGCAUAGUGGUUGACAGUGGCUUUGUCAAAACGUUAGUUUACUCCAAAAUCAAUUUUCUGUUGUUUCUGCUCCUUUGAGCAAUGUCUGUGGAUUUGGUCUAUAGAGAGUAUUAUUUUAGUGGACCGUGUUGAUUGAAGCACUUCAAACAAUCCAAUCCAUUCUGCUAACACGAUUAAGUGCUGUAUUUUUAUGUCUUAAAAAAAAGUUGGGACUCCGUUCGCAGUGCGUUUUGGGCCACCGAAAUUGCGUACCCAAUCGAUGUGUCGAAGAAGGGGAGAACAAAACGAAACCAACCGCACCGCGUGAGGACGGCUGCACGCAAUCAAAACAAACCCAACUCCGGUCCGGCUGGCUGCAGGCAGGUUUGAUUUUAAUCUAAUAAAAUUGCUGCUUGCCUGAACAUAUUCCGGACAGCCCAGCCUAGCUUCAGUGCGUUUCACAGGCACCAAAAGUGCAAAGGACGGAACGAGUAUCGGUUUAUCGGAAAGAGGAAAGAUUCGUGUUCUGUGUGCCCCACAUCCCUACACACUCACGAUCAACGAGCGGAAUAAUGAACUCGAACUAUGUAAAAAAAUGUACCGAGUUCUUGCAGAACAUACCGGCCCACAAACCGGCCGCAACCAAUAUUGCUGCUGCCGGUGUUGCGGUUGCUCAUACCGAUCCGUCCCACUCCGCCGUCCCUCCGCAACAACCACAAUCGAAGACCGAACCGAAUGACAACAGAGCGAGUAAAAAAGCUUCCCGAAGGGGUCGCACGGCUGGCGGUGGUUUCAGUGUGGGCAAGCGCCCCAUUUGGCGUCACCCUGGUGCCGGCCCUGUUGCCGGGUUUGGCCGCCCUGUGGAGCGUACCCAUUCGCCAACGCACAUGGACCAGCAGAAGUUCGUCAGGUCUUGCUGUCCUUCACGCCGUCCAGACACAUCACAGCCCGGACAUGGCCGGGUGAACUGCCGGUGGGAAGAGGAGACGCGGCAACAUCCUCUAGCGCACGUUCCACCGACACCGCCCAUCGGUGACAUGAUUGCGGACCCGAUACAGGAAGGUCGUGGAGACGCAGAUAACGUCAAUCAUCCGGAUGGAAUUGGACAGACGAACGUGCAAACGGCAGAGAUACCGCCGACAAAUGUGGGUGGCGAACUAGCGACGGGGCAACGCAAUCGUCCGACGGAGGAAUGUCAGGAUCGUCAACCGCUGUCCUGGUCCGGGAUACUGUCCAAGGCUUGUCCGCUUCCAGCUGUCAGCGAACGAAAGGAUGGUGCAAAUUGUGUGGAAGACAGCCCCGAAUGCCCGAACUGUCAGCUGCUGCAGCAAAACUGGCAGGAUGAGCGGUACCGGCACGCCCAGGAAAGCGCCCAGUUAACGGAGCAGAUUAAUUAUCUGCAGCAACAACUGCGGGUGGACGAGCGGCUAGAGCAACGGAUGGGCGAAACGAUAAAAGCACGCUACCAUAGCAUGGAGCAAGAUAUUACGAAAUUAAAGCUCGCGGUCGAUGAGAAAAACACCGAGCUGGGUCUGAUAAACGAUCUAAAGCGUAAGCUAAAGGAAACGCAAAGCAAAUUGAAGCGGAGCGAACAGGAGCGGAGUGAAGUGGAAAAGCGUCUAAUGGUGGCGGAGCUGGAAAAUAAGAAACUAGAGCUUUUCCUGGACGCUCAGGCUCUGCACUUACGCAAGGUGAAAAACGAGCUCAGCCACAUUCACACACUUUCGAUCAAGCAGAUAGAAUAUCUGGACGAACCAUCCGAUGCGCUUAUACUGGACGAUGCAAGCACCGCACGUCGUCGGCGUCAUCCAUCGUUGCAUAAUUAUGCACCGACCGUACAGUCCUCCGAGUGUGAUACAACCACCGCGAAUGCAAGUCCCAUCCAAUCACUGGUUUCCCUUGGGACACUCUCGAAAGAUCAUCACCCAGUACGGCGAACCGGUCCCAGGCAGUCAUCUUCGAAAUCUCCCCGAAUCGUACUCGAGGUGGCCACGAAACGAAAAUCUCAUUCCCGGUCGGUGACCAGCACCACCUACACGAUGGAGGAAUCAAUACCUUCGUUAGCGUCGGAUUCGGAUCGAGAUAAUGCGCACAGUGCGCUGCGGUGGAAACCAUCCACAUCGUCCUGCACCGUGGCAUCGUGCGAUGACAAUGGGAAACAUAACGAAUGUGCGGACCACCACCGCCGAGCACCAGAAAUCAAUCGUGCCGAUCACGAUGACAACCGCAUCCGUCACCGGGCGAGUGCAAGCGUUUCGAAUUACAACGCCGGGCGCCGGAAGUUGACCGCGGCCAGGCAACCGUACGACGCCGUGGACGAUGUCGUCAAAUGGCAGCGCGAUAAUAAAAAACACCAUCUCACUUCUCGCACCACAUCGAAAUGCGAUGCAGCGGAUGACGGCGAUAAAUCGAGCGGCCAUCGGGAGGAAUGGGUCGGUCGGUGCACGGUAACACACGAUGACCAUCAGCAAUUCGUCGCCGAACUCGAUGAAAACAUAACACUCCCAGUGUCACCGCGCCCAUUCCAGCACAAUCUGUCCAUCGCGCAACUAUCGGAGGACGACCCUGAUGACUCGCUGACGUUGGCACCACUAUCGUAAUGUCGGCCGUGUGCCGUGUAUCGUUGCAGAGUAGUAGAAAAUUUACCAAGCAAUUACAAACCAAAUAAAAGAGGAAUGUGACCAACGUUGCGGAGCUGGAACUCGGAGUUACUUUGAUGUUUCGGUCGGUCGUGUGUGUGUGUGUGUGGGUCUGUGUAGGCGACGAAGGAGAAGGUAAGUGUUUGUGUGAGUUGUACAUGGCACAAAUUAAAUUGUUCUCCUUCGUUUGACUGGUUUACUUUCCAUGUGCGGAGGAGUUCUUGAAGGGCAUUGAAUCGUGUGCUGGUACUAAUUCAUUUCACAUUCUCUAACGCUUGGAAGGGAAUUGCAAAUUAAUGGGCAUGAUUUCUUCUAACUUGGGUGUAACAAGUUAUAUUUGGUGUGUUAGAUUGAACAGUUUGCUCCACGCCAAGGAAUUCUCCGUUAAUAGACAAAAGUUUGGAAACUUUCGUCUAAACCCAAUAUGGCUGCCAUCGGAAUAUCUUGAAGGGCCUAAGAUUUAAGACUGAGUUUCGUAAAAAAACAUUUCAAGGGUUUCACAGGAGGUGUUGUUUGAUGCCUUUCUUAUAGCGUAACUAAGCCAUCAAUCGAAUCAUCGAUGAAAAAGCUGAAGUCACCUACUCAUUU